AUGUUGCUAGUAUCUGAUGUGGCGGCAGGGAAGCUUCACGAGCUCGAUCAGCUGCUCGACAAUGCAAGGGGAAUCGAUUACAACUGGGAUAUAUAUGGCAGCAACGCAAAGUUGCGCAUGAAUUCUCGAUGCAGCCCUUCUAUUCUCAAGACUCAAGGUGUCGAUCCCUUAUCUGAACAUCAGACCGGUCAAUUUUUGCGUUAUGUCGCCCUUCAUCCCAUCGAGAUAUGCAUCUUCCCGAGGCUCAGGCUCCUGUCGUUAUUGAUUGUCCCACAUCCAACAAGACACUUGCAUCUCUUUCUGACCCCCACGCUGGGUCGUUGUGUCCCACCGGAUGUUUAUUCGGAUCUUGUGACCCGUUGUGCUGCCUUGAAGGACUUAUCCACCAUCUAUUGUGGCCCAGCACAGGCUGACCAGCUUUUGCGUGCACUAUCACAGUGCAAGGCAUGUCAGGCCCUUGAAUAUGUCAAUAUCUUCACCGGUAAUCCAGUGGUCCAGGAGCGCUCAUGCAACUCAUUUAUGCCGAUCAGACAACCACGAAACCUACAGCCCGCUUCCCCCCAUUGCUACAGAAAUCUUAACAGCGAUCUUCUUUUCGAAGCCAUGUCAACUUGGCCGCACAUCCGCUCGUUGGAAUUGAUGAGCCCACUUGCAAACGCUGCGGAUAUUAUAUUUUUUGAUGCUGCGCACAUCGAUAUAACAGCCGAGUUAUUUUCAACACACCUCCCUACAAGCAUUGGAUCUGGACUCCAGUGA
Molecule: messenger RNA, 756 nt
Organism: Suillus clintonianus
Lineage: Eukaryota; Fungi; Basidiomycota; Agaricomycetes; Boletales; Suillaceae
Exons: 5
Coding region: 1-756 (251 amino acids)
Source: RefSeq, a predicted model, not a curated record